This is a messenger RNA of Plasmopara halstedii, 2193 nucleotides long. Its product is annotated as cullin c. The transcript has 2 exons. NCBI's taxonomy places the organism in Eukaryota, Oomycota, Peronosporomycetes, Peronosporales, Peronosporaceae. Gene Ontology annotation, biological process: protein ubiquitination; ubiquitin-dependent protein catabolic process. Bases 1 to 2193 code for a protein of 730 amino acids. Gene Ontology annotation, cellular component: cullin-RING ubiquitin ligase complex. The record is from RefSeq and is a predicted model, not a curated record. Gene Ontology annotation, molecular function: ubiquitin protein ligase binding.
AUGAAGAAAUUAGUGAUCAAGCCGUAUCGCCAGAAUAUGGGGAUGGAUCAAACACGUGCGCAAGAAAUCUGGUCAUCUUUACGCAAAGCCAUUUAUGAGAUUUUCUUGCAUAAUGCGAGUGUACUCUCGUUUGAAGAGCUAUAUCGAAACUCGUAUAAUUUGGUGUUACAUAAGCAUGGUGACUUGCUUUACAACGGCGUAGUAAGCGUCAUUACAGAACAUUUACAAGAAGUUGCACAACAAGUGGCUGCUGUUUCUGAUAAUGUGCUACUUAUGGCCCUCAAUGAUCAGUGGGUCGACCACCAAAUUGUCAUGACAAUGGUACGCGACAUCCUCAUGUAUAUGGAUCGCACUUACGUUACCCAAAAGCGCAAGCUACCGGUAUAUGACAAUGGACUUUAUAUCUUUCGGGAUAUAGUUAUGCGUCAUGAAAGCGUACGAGACCGACUGCGUGCUCGAUUACUAUUCAGUAUUGAACGAGAACGCCAUGUGUAUGAAAAUGACUUUGAAGCGUAUUUUCUCGAAACAACGCUCGACUUUUAUCGUGCUGAGGCUCAAACAAUGCUCGAGGUAGCAACAUGCUCGGAAUAUCUCGAAAAAGCCGAGCAACGAUUGAAUGAAGAAGGAGCACGUGUACUCCAUUAUCUAAACGUAUCGACGGAGCAUAAGCUUAAGUCAAUUGUAGAAACGCAAUUGAUAAAGAAUCAAGCUAAAGCAUUGGUUGAGCUGGAACACUCAGGAUGCAUCGCGCUCUUUCGUGACAAUAAAACUCAGGCAUUGCGUAGAAUGUACUCGCUAUUUCGACGUGUACCAAGUACAUUACCGGAGAUUAGUAAUGCUGUGUUCCAAUAUAUUAAGUCGCAAGGAGACGAGUAUGUCAAAACACAAUUGCAGGCAGAAACGGCAUUGGAUGCGUCUCAGUUUGUGGAAAAGCUUUUGGCUUUGCGUGAAAAGUUUGUAAGUUUUUUGUCGGAGAGUUUCUUUGAUGACUCGCAAUUUCGUCUUUCCAUAAAGCAAGGAUUUGAAGCAUUUAUGAAUACGAAUACAAUCUGUGCUGGAUACCUGGCGCAUUACCUAGAUGAAUUGUUGCGCUCGAAGACUCGUUUCGAAGAGGAGAUGGACACUCGCGUGACGCAUGUCAUUGCUCUUUUUCGAUAUCUGCAGGAUAAGGAUGUCUUUGAGGAAUUUUAUAAGGUUCUACUCGCUAAGCGCCUACUAAAUAGUCGUGGCACAUCGGAUGAGGCAGAAAAACUUGUAAUUUCAAAACUCAAGGCAGAAUGUGGUUAUCAAUUCACGUCGAAGCUCGAAGGCAUGUUUAAGGAUAUGAGUAUUUCUAAGGACCUCAUGGAGUUGUAUAAAAAGUCAGGAAACGACACUCGAGGUUCCGGUUUUGAUAUUGAUUCCUCAAUGGCACCAAUGUUAUUGUCAGUUCAUGUGCUCACAAGUGGUUUUUGGCCCACAGAGAUGGCUUCUGUGUGUGCACUACCAUUGGAAUUUGUUCAGAUGACUCAAACCUUCGAGGCGUUUUAUUAUGCCCGGCAUAAUGGUCGUAAAUUGACAUGGAUGACUAACAUGGGUACAGUAGAUGUACGAGCUACGUUUAUGGCUAAUGUAGAAGAUGGUGAACGUCGCCAUGAGCUAAAUGUGUCAACGUAUCAAGCUGUUAUCUUAUUGCUUUUCAAUCAACGUUCUGAGUGGCGCUUUAAAGAGCUAUUGGAGCUUACACGCAUUGAGGUGAAGGAUCUGAAGCGGCAUUUGAUUUCCUUGUGCACACCCAAGUACAAAAUACUAAACAAAAGUUCAAAAGGGAAGCGUAUUGAUGAAGAAUUCGACACAUUUACAGUGAAUGACGCUUACAAAUCGAAGCUACGUCGUGUUCGAAUACCCCUUGUAUCUCAGAAGGAGACUUCGUUGUUGCCAGCUACGUCCUCAGGUAUAAAUCACUCCGCUGAUGCGUUGCCACCUACAGUUGCUGAGGAUCGCAAGCAUCUUGUUGAAGCUGCAAUUGUUCGAAUUAUGAAGACACGAAAACAAAUGCAGCAUAAUCAACUCAUUGCCGAAGUCACACGUCAAAUGGCUGGUCGCUUUACGCCUCCUCCUCAACUUAUCAAGCUGCGUAUUGAGAGUUUAAUUGAACGCGAAUAUAUUCAGCGCAGUAUCACAGAUCGACGGCUGUACAGCUAUUUAGCUUGA